GUCAGGUGCUGCCGGUGGAGGAGGUGCCUCGGUUUCCUGCGCAGAUAGCCCUUGGGGUGUCCGCUGCAAACAAAUAAGAGUGGUGUACACAUUCAAGGACAUCAUGCGAAAAGCUCUUUCUGCUUUCAGGCAACGAGUGCAUUCUGAAAACAGAGAGACAGAGCCCAUAUUGGAUCGACAUGGGCAUGAGAAUACUCCACCCUAUAUCACUAUUAACAGAAGUGAUGCCUCCUUGGCUUGCAUUUCCACCGAAGAGACGGCAACAGCCACCUGCCCCACCUGCAGGGGGACUGGACGGAUUCCCAGAGGACAAGAAAGGGAGUUGGUGGCUCUGAUUCCGUACAGUGACCAGCGCCUAAAGCCACGAAGAACGAAGUUAUAUGUGGCUAUUGCUGUUUCCUGUUGCUUCUUGGUCUUCUUCCUUGUUGUGUUCUUUCUGUAUCCUCGUUCUGUAACAUUGGACCAUGCUGGCGUGAAUUCUUCCCUGGUUACAUAUGAUGCCCCUAAAUCAACUGUGAAUCUUCUUACUACAAAUAGAUUGAACAUAAGUAAUUACAACCUGUGUGGGAUUGACAUUUUAAGCCUGAAUGUGCAAGUUCUCCACCUGUCUGUUGUAGUCGGAACACUUAACUUGAAGGAGGUUAAAAAGAUUGGUCCAUUACUCACUGAGCAGAUCUUUUAUACUGUGGAGAGUCACGUCCAAGACAUAAGCACAUAUGAGGUCUGCACCUGGGAUAAAAUACACGUCCAUAACGUUCUGCUUCAUGUGCAGGGUUCCUUGAAUUUUUCGUACCUUGGACAUGUGGAGCAGAUACCAUUUGAUGGGUAUGAGUACCUGGAUUGUCACAGCAACUUUUCAGUCCCGCACUGAAUUCUUAAUAAUGCACCAUGAUAUAGUCUUAAGUAGAAUGGAUGUAAGGUUAGUGAUAUGCACGUGUUCUGACAAACUGAAGAAGAAUCCUAUGGAAAUGUAGAAGCUUGGAAAGCACACGACUGU
Molecule: messenger RNA, 997 nt
Organism: Bufo bufo (common toad)
Lineage: Eukaryota; Metazoa; Chordata; Amphibia; Anura; Bufonidae
Gene: TMEM106A
Product: transmembrane protein 106A
Exons: 8
Coding region: 104-871 (255 amino acids)
Source: RefSeq, a predicted model, not a curated record